This is a messenger RNA of Salvelinus fontinalis (brook trout), 2973 nucleotides long. Its product is annotated as patched domain-containing protein 3-like. The transcript has 4 exons. NCBI's taxonomy places the organism in Eukaryota, Metazoa, Chordata, Actinopteri, Salmoniformes, Salmonidae. The record is from RefSeq and is a predicted model, not a curated record. Gene Ontology annotation, cellular component: membrane. Bases 1 to 2736 code for a protein of 911 amino acids.
AUGGGCUGCCAACGUACAGACUGCAUUGAGAAGCCCUUGUCGAAUCUCUUUGAGAAAUUUGGACGAAUUGUUGGCACCUACCCGGUCUGUUUUUUUGUUAUAACUCUAAUAGUAUCCGGAAUUCUGGGAGGAGGGUUUUAUUUUCUGAAAGACAGGGUGGAUAAUGACAUUGAACGACAAUUUACACCAAGGAGUGGACCCUCAAAGAUUGCUCGGGCCUUUGUCAAAGAGAACUUUCCAAAUGACGACACAGAGUUCUCAAGCCAGAGGCUCUAUGAAGAAGGGAAUUACGCAUCAAUCAUCAUGGUAUCCAAUGACAAAUCAAAUAUUCUAAGCACAGAAAAUUUGAAGAACAUUAUCAAAGUGAACAAUAAAGUUAAAGAUAUCUCGGUUGAUGUAGACCAAAGGGAGCUGAGGUUCAGCCAUUUAUGUGCAAAGACAAAUGGACAUUGUGUGUCAAAUGAGAUUUUAGAAAUUAUUGACUUCAAUGCAAGCAGAAUUGAGCAGACAAACAUUACUUUCCCUCUAUAUACACAUAAAUCAAGACAACUCUUUCUGGGAUCUGCAAUAGGUGGGGUUCAAGCAAAUGUCAAAAGUGAAGUCAAAAGUGCCAAAGCUGUAAAGCUUUUCUACUUCUUGGAAAGUCACACCACCAGAGCUGAGGCAUGGUUAAAAGAAUUCCAAAGGAUCCUAUCAGAUGAGAGAGACAAUGAAAAUAUGAAGGUGUUUUACUAUACAUCACAAUCGAAGCAGGAGGAGAUAGAAAAACACACCACAGACGGGAUUCCAUUGUUCUCAGCCACAUAUGUCCUUGCCAUCGCCUUUUCAGUCAUAUCUUGCCUAAGGCUGGACAAUGUGAGGAACAAAGUGUGGGUGGCUGCUAUUGGUGUCCUCUCUGCUGGCCUGGCUGUGCUGUCCUCAUUUGGAUUGAUGUUUUACAUUGGAAUACCCUUUGUCAUUACUGUGGCAAACUGUCCUUUCCUUAUACUUGGAAUUGGUGUCGAUGACAUGUUCAUUAUGGUGUCAAACUGGCAGCAGACCAAUGUCAAAGACCCCGUGGAGAAACGCAUGGCACACACCUACAAAGAAGCUGCCAUGUCUAUAACCAUCACCACCUUGACUGACGUCCUUGGGUUUUACAUUGGACUCAUGUCCGACUUUCUGUCAGUACAAUAUUUCUGCCUGUAUACAAGCACUGCCAUUAUAUUUUGCUACAUUUACAAUGUCACAUUCUUUGGAGCUUUCCUGGCAUUGAAUGGGAGGAGAGAAAGAAGCAACAGACACUGGUUGACUUGCAUAAAGAUUCCAUCUGAGAAUCCCAAAGAAUGUUCUAAUGGGUAUAGUAUGUGUUGUGUGGGAGGGAACUAUGAUAAAGCCACUGGGACAGAGAAAGAACAACCAAUCAAUCAUUUCUUUAAGAAAUACUAUGGUCCUUUUCUGACAAAACCAUGGACCAAAGUAAUUGUAAUCUUUAUUUAUGCUGGGUAUUUGGCCGCAAGUAUCUAUGGGUGUUUUCAAAUACAGCAAGGAAUUGAUCUUCGUGAUUUGGCUGCUGAUGACUCUUAUGUUAUUCCGUAUUAUGACAAUGACAGGCAAUACUUCUCUACUUAUGGUCCUAAUGUCAUGGUAAUUGUCAGUGAGAAAUUUCCAUACUGGGAUAAGAACAAACGAUCUGAACUACACUCCUGCAUGGAUGACUUUAAGAAGCUUCCAUUUAUUACGGAUGAUUUGUAUACAUCCUGGCUAGAUUACUAUGAAGGCUAUGCACAAAGUACACAUUUAAACAUUGAUGAUGAAAUUGUAUUCAGUGCAAAUUUAUUUUUAUUUCUGAAUUUGUACCCUGAUUUUAAGCAAGAUGUGAACUUCACCAGUAAUGCUAUCCAUGCUUCUCGAUUCUUCUUCCAAACUGUUAAUAUAGUCAAUGCCAGUAUGGAAAUUGAAAUGGUGUACAGCCUUAAAGAAACAGCAGAAAGUUGUAGUGUUGUCCCAUUGAUGGUUUACCACCCGGCAUUCAUCUACUAUGACCAGUAUGCUGUUAUAGUGAGUGGCACCCUUCAGAAUAUUGGAGUCACGACAGCAGUCAUGUUGAUUAUCGCCCUUUUACUGAUUCCAAACCCUCUCUGUUCUCUGUGGGUGACAUUCUCUAUCGUUUCUGUCAUUGUGGGCGUCACUGGUUUCAUGGCAUUGUGGGACGUCAAUCUAGACUCUAUAUCCAUGAUCAUUCUUGUUGUCUGCAUUGGUUUCACCGUUGACUUCUCUGCUCAUAUAUCCUACGCCUUUGUCUCGUGCAAAAAAUCGAGUGUCAAUGAAAGAGUUGUUGAUGCUCUCUUUACUUUGGGCUAUCCCAUAGUACAAGGGGCUAGUUCGACCAUUUUAGGUGUGGUGGUUUUGGCUGCUUCCAAGAAUCAUAUUUUCAGGACUUUUUUUAAGAUUAUGUUCUUGGUAAUGCUUUUUGGGCUCAUUCAUGGCAUCACUUUCCUCCCAGUGUUUCUAACUUUAUUCACAUCCAACUCAGAAAAACCAAAAAGUGAUCUGAAAAAAGAUUUUAAGAGUGGGGUUAUGCCUGAAAUGAAACUUGACAAGAAGUGUGUAGCCUGUGACAACAAAGUAUUUGUUACCGAUAAUUUUUGCAAUGACAUCCACACAAUAUGUACACAGAAAACCCACAUUUGUGUGAUACAAAACAAAAACAAUUUGUCUCACACAAUUUGGGCCACAGACCCUGACUGCCCAUGAAGCAUGAUGGUGAUACUAGCCCAGGAUGUCUUCAUGUACUGUACAGUUUCGAUAGAUCUGUCACUGAAGUUACUAUUUACCACGUGUGUCAAUUAAGGUGCUGUUUACAGUUGUAUUUCUUUGGUUUGUCUGUUUUUUUUAACCUUUUAAUAUGGUAUACAAAAUCUGCUUAUUUUGUACUUUGACUGUAUCUGUUGACUUGUGUCCUUUUUAAAUGUCAAAUAAAGGUUGCUUCAU